Messenger RNA from Glarea lozoyensis ATCC 20868, 273 nucleotides. RefSeq lists its product as uncharacterized. Bases 1 to 273 code for a protein of 90 amino acids. The transcript is spliced from 2 exons. The record is from RefSeq and is a predicted model, not a curated record. NCBI's taxonomy places the organism in Eukaryota, Fungi, Ascomycota, Leotiomycetes, Helotiales, Helotiaceae.
AUGCCAAAUGACAAGAGAGAAUGGGAAUCGAAGAAAAGCGAAACUUCAGAGAUUAUGAAGAGCUGCGGAAACGUGAUAGUUGCCUACUGGACCCCACGACACAAGGCUGUAGGCCUUGCAUAUGCAUGGCAGUCGUAUUGCAGGCUUCCCUACUACGGUGUGACCACAGCAUGCUCUCAGCUCCAAUUUGAAGAUUCGAGAAGAGAACAUUGGACACAGCAUGAAAAUGCGGUCAAGUGCGAAGUGAAAAUGUUUGCGUUGUUGAAAAAUUGA